UUUUUUCCGAAUCGAAUUUUUGAUGAGAAAAAGAUAAAGGAAAAGAACGGAAAAGCGUAGCAAACAUGUCGGAGGCAGCAAAGGACCCAGCGAUCAAUCUUUUCGGGAAGACGAUUUCGGUGCUGAGCUCCGGCAGCGACUCGGUCAGAGUUACCGGAGCUCCGGAACCCGAUCCGUCGUCCGGGACUGUGGCGGAAGAGACUGUCGAUCAGGACCGCGCCGCCUCCUCCUCCUCCAACUCUUCGCCCGAAGUCAAUGCCCACAGAGACCGGGAAGAGAAAGAGGUCAAUGACAACAAGGUGAAGGAGGCUAUUGUGUCAAAAAGAAAGAGGGGUUUCAUAUCUUAUGUAGAGGACACAUUGGGGGAAAAACCAAUUCAAACGAAACGGGAAAAUGGAAUCCCAACAUUAUCUUCGGAAGAGUUAACAAAUCCAGAUGCGGCAUCCAGAAUAGGUGUAAACCGUGAAUCACCUAUUGAGAAGGAGAAUGCCACACUAAAGACUGAGAGGACUGAAGAGGAACAGAGUGAGACAAGUAAUUCGCAGGAUAAGACCCUGAAGAAACCAGAUAAAAUACUUCCAUGCCCCCGCUGUAAUAGUAUGGACACCAAGUUUUGUUACUACAACAAUUACAAUGUCAACCAACCCCGGCACUUCUGCAAGAACUGCCAGAGAUACUGGACAGCUGGUGGGACAAUGAGGAAUGUGCCUGUGGGUGCUGGUCGUCGGAAGAAUAAGAAUUCUGCUUCUCACUAUCGUCACAUAACUGUCUCUGAAGCUGUGCCGAAUGCUCAAGCUAAUGUUCUCAAUGGAGUUCACCACCCUUCAGUACAACCAAAUGGUACUGUCCUAACAUUUGGCAGGGAUACGCCCCUCUGCGAAUCAAUGGCUUCUGUCCUUCAUAUGGCCGAUAAAAAUAUACAGAACUGUACGCGUAAUGGAUUUCAGAAACCUGAAGGAUUGAGGACUCCAGCUUCUUAUGGAGGUGGAGUAAUUGGAGAUGAUCAUUUGACUGGAUCAACAGUGACAGAUUCAAAUUCAAAGGACGAGGCGUGCAAAUUUGGAUCACAAGAGCAAGUAAUGCAUAAUUUUCAGGGCUUCCCACCUCAAAUACCAUGCUUUCCCGGGGCUCCUUGGCCUUACCCUUGGAACUCUCCUGUUGCACCACCUGCUUUCUGCCCUCCAGGUUAUCCUAUGUCCUUCUACCCUGCUGCAGCUUAUUGGGCUUGUGCUGUGCAAGGUGCUUGGAAUAUCCCUUGGCUUCCUCCUCCAUUGUCUUCAAACAACAGUGCUUCAAGUUCUGGUCCCAACUCUCCCACCUUGGGGAAACAUUCGAGAGAAGAGAACACUGUGAAACAAAAUAGCUCUGAGGAAGAAGUGCCACCAAGAGAAAAGAGUGCUGAGAGAAAUCUUUGGAUUCCAAAAACUUUGAGGAUUGAUGACCCGGGUGAAGCUGCAAAAAGCUCUAUAUGGGCAACAUUGGGGAUUAAGCAUGAUAAGGCUGAUUCAGUUAGCAGCGGGGGACUCUUCAAGGCCUUCCAGUCAAAGGGUGAUCAAAAGAAUCACCUCUCUGAUGCCUCUCAGGUCUUACAUGCCAAUCCAGCGGCAUUGUCUAGAUCACUCAAUUUCCAGGAGACCUCAUAAAAUCGGUAGCUUAUUAUACACUUCUUGUUUGUUCCAACUGGUGCCAACAGUUCAGCAAUGUUCAACUGCUCCACACAAUAUGACACCGCCUUUCUACACCCAGCAGUCCUGUUGAUUAACCAUCGUCGGCCACAAAACCAAAACAUCAAAGCCGUCAAUGGAGGAAACGACAGGAGGAUUCUGCGGCCUUUUCUCUUAAUUAGGAGCUGGGAGCCAUCUUACCUUAGCUGAAAUAGCCACUAAUUUUCCCCCUGUGAGUGCUACUAUGAAUAUUUGCAACGUACGUAUUUUGAGUUAGAUGGUUUGCUGAGUUCUUGAAUAUAUAAUUACAUGUAAAAUUGAGAACUAGAAGAGUUCAGGUUUGUGUAGCAUAAUCCCAAUAUGUAAUGAAAUAACAUGGGGAUUUAAAUGAAAAAACUUUCUUUUCAUUUGUGGUUUUAA
Malus domestica (apple) is the source of this 2084-nucleotide messenger RNA. RefSeq names its product cyclic dof factor 1-like. NCBI's taxonomy places the organism in Eukaryota, Viridiplantae, Streptophyta, Magnoliopsida, Rosales, Rosaceae. Gene Ontology annotation, molecular function: DNA-binding transcription factor activity; DNA binding. The record is from RefSeq and is a predicted model, not a curated record. Gene Ontology annotation, biological process: regulation of DNA-templated transcription.